Messenger RNA from Suncus etruscus (white-toothed pygmy shrew), 3375 nucleotides. It is a transcript of the gene TOGARAM2, whose product is annotated as TOG array regulator of axonemal microtubules 2. Gene Ontology annotation, molecular function: microtubule binding. Gene Ontology annotation, cellular component: cytoplasmic microtubule; cilium. NCBI's taxonomy places the organism in Eukaryota, Metazoa, Chordata, Mammalia, Eulipotyphla, Soricidae. Gene Ontology annotation, biological process: microtubule cytoskeleton organization. The record is from RefSeq and is a predicted model, not a curated record. The transcript is spliced from 22 exons.
AUGACCCAUGGGGUCCAUGUCAAAGUGACCCACCAGGCCAGAGACUCUGGAUGUUACAAGUCAGGACCCUCUGCACCCCCAGGCCUGGACCUGCAGCCCCCAAAGAAGCUGCUGCCUCAGUGCCACCUCCAGGCCCUUUCUCUGCCUAGGGCAUGGGCACCCGAGAUGCUGUCUCACCAGUCCUUUAAGCUUCUUAUCUGUUCCAAAUGGCUGACUGAUAGGUACCCUGGUUCCACUCUGGCUGGGAGUCUGAAGUGUGCCCCAGAGGAGCUGAGUCCUGAAGCCAAGGUCCUGGCCCCAGUGGCUGUGUACUGUGGCAGUGUCCCCCGGAGAGUGGGACUGCCGGGAGGAAGCGUGGACUCCAGCCUGCAGAACUGUGGAGAAGCCUCCCUGCAGACUGCACCCUCCAGUGUCCUACCAGAGAAGCAGCUGCCACCUGGCCCUGGUCCCCUCCAGCUGGGUGCACCCCUGAAGGGUUGGCAGGCCAGGAAUGGCCACGCUGGGACCCUCGGGGCUCUGCCCCUGGAGUGGGAGUCGGAGGCGCACAGUGUGGCCCGGGACACCACCCAGAUCAAGGACAAGCUCAAGAAGAGGAGACUCUCUGAGGGCCUGGCAGCAUCUUCCAGAGUUUCUCUGGAGCCUUUGGGAGGCCCCAAAGGGGUUCCCCUGCGGAGCACUAUCCCUCGGGCCACCUCCCAGAGGUUGCUGCGGGUCCCCCGGCCGAUGCCCCCCAUCCAGAGCAUCCCCACCACUCCUGAGGCCGCUGCAGCCAAAGAGACACUCUUGGACCCGCCCGUGAGUCAUGGGGCCCCCAAGGACCUUCGACCUGAUGCCCAGGAGGUGCAGAUCUCGGGACAGUACCUGCACUGCAACGACGAGAAGAUGCACAAGUCUCUAGGGGGCCUGGUGAUCCCCCCCAUCCCCAAGGCUGGACUGCCUGCCACCACCUCCUUCUGCCCUCCUGGCUCCUUCCCUGCCUUCCUGUCUCCAGCCCAGGACACUCUCAUUGGCCUCAGGGCCCCUCCCACACGGUAGGCGCCCCCUUUCUCAGCUCCCAGGGAGAGGACCCCAAAAACUCUGGAGCACAAAGCUUCAGCCCUUCCUGGCAGAGAUAGGCCUGCUGCCCCCGAGAAGUCUGCCCAGCCUUCCUCUCAGUCUGCGCCAACAAUUACAGCCUUUGCCUUCACCCAUACCCGUCUCACUCUGAGAGAAGAGGACCAGAAGGAGGGUGGUGCCAAGAGCCAGGUCACCAUCUCCAGGUCUGCCCAGGAGAAGAUGCGGCUGAAGCAGAUGAAGGAGAUGGAGCUGCUGAGGAGGGCCAGGGAGCCCGACAGGGAGCAGGAGGUCCCAGCCCAGGGUCUGGCCUCGAGGCGGACUCUGACGAAGGAAGGCCUCCUUCCCCUGAGGGGUAGCGGGACCCAGUCUGUUCCCAUGGGGAGAAGCAGCCCCCUCAGAGACAUCGGUGGCCCCCUGAGGCGACGUGCCAACCGAGCCUCCCUCCCCAGCAUCCCUGUCAGCAGGCAGGAGCCCAGUUUCGCCCGCCAUGCAUCAGCUAACUCGUUACCGGCGGUGCUGACUCUGGGCUCUCCUGAGUGGGAGGAAGAGGAGGACCCGGAGCUGAGAGCCUGCAAGGAAUGGAGGCCUUUCUCGAACCCAGAGCUGGGGCUCACCGAGGCCCUCCAGUGCCUGGAGAGCAGCGACUGGCAGACAAAGGAGAAAGGCCUGUUGAGCGUCCAGCGAAUGGCAGCCUGUCACUCCGACAUGCUGGCCGGGAGACUGCAUGAUGUGUCCUUGGCUGUGAGUGCGGAGGUCACCAACCUCCGCUCAAAGGUGUCCCGCCUGGCCAUCAGCACGCUGGGCGACCUCUUCCGGACACUGAAAAAGAACAUGGACCCCGAGGCCGAGGAAGUGACCCGCUGCCUGCUGCAGAAGAUGGGCAACAGCGGCGAGUUUAUCCAGAAGGCUGCCCACCGUGCCCUGCGCGCCAUGGUUGGGCAUGUGAGCCCUACCCGCUCCCUGCUGGCCCUAACCUCAGCCGGUGUCUACCACCGGAACCCCUUAGUCCGGAAGUGCACAGCGGAGCACCUGUCGGCUGUCCUGGAGCAGAUCGGGGCUGAGAAGCUUCUCUCUGGCACCAGGGACAGCACAGACAUGCUGGUGCAUAACUUGGUGAGACUGGCCCAGGACUCCAACCAGGAUACCAGGUUCUACGGGCGGAAGAUGGUGCAUAUUCUGAUGGCAAACAGCAGGUUCGAUGCGUUUCUGAAGCAGUCUCUGCCUUCACACGACCUGCGCAAGGUCAUGGCGGCCAUUAAGCAGCGGGGAAUAGAAGAUGGUGACGAGCUUCCUUCUGCCAAGGGCCGGAAGGUGUCUCGAAGUCUGGUGUUGGAGAUCGGGCUUCCUGGGGAGCACAGGCUCAGCUCCCAGGGUCCCCGGCUGAUGGGGUUGCCUGUUGCCACACGGGGUGGCCCAGACAUGGGGGAGCAGCUGCAGGAGCUGCGGCGGCUGCUGGAGGCCAAGGAGCACCAGGCCCGGGUGGACGGCGUGAGCCGACUCCUUGAGCACUGCAGGACCGACCCCGAAUUUGUCACCGCCAACCUGGUCCGGGUCUUCGAUGCAUUCACCCCAAGGCUCCAGGAUUCCAACAAGAAGGUGAACCAGUGGGCGUUGGAGUCUUUCUCCCAGAUGAUCCCUCUCCUCCGAGAGAGCCUGCAUCCCCUUCUUCUCCCCAUCUUUGUCGCCCUCACGGACAACCUCAACUCCAGGAACUCAGGGAUCUAUGCUGCGGCAGCCACAGUGCUGGACGCGAUGAUGGAGAAUCUGGACAAAAUUUGCCUCCUACAAGCAUUUUCUAGCCGGGUGCGUUUCCUGAAUGGCCGUGCACAGCUUGAUGUCAUGGAACGCUUAUCAGUGCUGGUGGCCUCUGUUUACCCCCAAAAACCCCAGGUUGUGGAACGCCAUGUCCUUCCAGUCCUCUGGUACUUCCUGUCGGGGAGUGGAGCCCUUCGAGGCCCAGGGGCCCCCAUCCGCUCAGUGUUGGGGCGUCUGAGCAGGAGCCUCCAGGAGCUCAUGGGUCCCCGGCUUCGGGACUUGGCUGCCAGUCAAUCCAAAUCCAUCCUCAAAGCGCUGCAGGAACUUCUGGACACAGAUCCUCUGGGAAGCCGCUUCCGAAGUAUCUCCCGAAGACCGGGGGCCGACAGUCAGACUCCCGGCAGCUCGCGUCCCUCCCAGCUGGAAUAAAGCAAGUGGAAAUGGACUGUCACCUUUUUAAAAAUUCUUUGAAAAAUUUUUUAUAAUGGAAGCAUCUUCUGGUUCUCUUAGUACUCAGAUGUACAUAGUUUAUUUUGAAAUAGGAAUAAAAGAAUUACUUAUUUU